Molecule: messenger RNA, 559 nt
Organism: Stegastes partitus (bicolor damselfish)
Lineage: Eukaryota; Metazoa; Chordata; Actinopteri; Pomacentridae
Gene: xtbd1
Product: CDKN2A interacting protein N-terminal like
Exons: 3
Coding region: 33-359 (108 amino acids)
Source: RefSeq, a predicted model, not a curated record
GCCUUUGUUGACUCCACUGGAGGAAGAGCAAGAUGUCUGGGCAGGGCGUGGACGAUUUCAUUCAGCAAAACAGAGCUGUGGCCGACCAGGUGGAGACGUAUCGGGGUUACUGGGAGAGCGACAAACACUGGGAGCCCCGGAGGGAGUUCAUUCUGCGGAACAUGGGCGACUUCGACGACGAGCAGCUAGACCACCUGCUGUCCCUGUCCAUGGUCUGGGCCAACAACGUUUUCCUCGGCUGUCGGUACAACACAGAGCUCCUAGAGAAAGUGAAAGAAAUGGCAGAAGGCAUCGUGGUGGAGGAUGCACCGGUUUUCAAGACAAGAGAUGAGAUUAUGAAGAAGCAACAGGGUCGAUGAUCGGGCCUGUCGUUUUGAUGGACUCAGCUGUGAAGCACAUACAGGAUGUGCUUGAAUCAAAUUGGACCACAUUUUUAUGGUUUUUACUGUCCUGCCUCAUUUUUAUUGGACUCUGAAAAAAAGUGUUAACAUCAAAAAUGUUUUUGCGAAAAGCAGAAAGACUGAGAUUUUUUUUUCUCAUCCAUUUCUCAACAUGAUUU